Marchantia polymorpha subsp. ruderalis is the source of this 1762-nucleotide messenger RNA. Lineage: Eukaryota; Viridiplantae; Streptophyta; Marchantiopsida; Marchantiales; Marchantiaceae. The record is from the annotation of a GenBank genome assembly.
CGAAGCCAUCGAAGAAUUGCGUCUUUCUCUCGAUACAUCGAGAGUGACGGGAAGCGUAGGAAGGCAAGCGAAGGUGAUUGAGGUGUCCGGGGGCAGGCUGUUGAAUCGAAGUCUGUAGUUGGAAUCUUAGGAAUUGUUGGAUUCUCUUUCUCCAGUGAAGAUUGGUGCGGAAGAAAUCUAGGAACAGGUUAAAGAAUGGCGGGCGGGAACACGGUGCUUCAUCUGCCUUCGGGUCCUACGGGCCUCGUUGGAAAGCUUCAUCCGACGGUUUUGUUCAACAUCUGCGAUUCCUACAUUCGCCGAAACGAUCAACAGGAGCGUGUGAUUGGAACCCUACUCGGCUCAGUUUCAGCCGAUGGCACCGUGGACAUUCGAAACUCGUAUGCUGUUCCUCACAAUGAAUCUUCAGAUCAGGUUGCGGUGGAUAUUGACUACCACCGAACCAUGUUCGACCUACACCAGCGCGUUAGUCCCAAGGAAGUAAUCAUCGGAUGGUACUCCACUGGAGCAGGAGUGAGUGGUAGCGAUGCCCUCAUCCAAGAGUUCUAUGGGCGGGGGGAAGUAACGAACCCCGUUCACCUUACCGUGGAUACCUCUUUUGCGGAUGAGCGGACUAGCAUCAAAGCAUACGUCUCAACCAAUCUGACCCUUGGAGAUCGUCAGCUCGCAGCUCAAUUUCACGAGAUUCAACUGGAUUUGCGUAUGAUCGAGGCUGAGAGAAUCGGAUUUGAUGUCUUGAAAAAGACUAUGGUAGACAAGCUACCAAACGAUUUGGAAGGGUUGGAGGGAACCAUCGAGAGGCUGCACAUAAUGAUCGAGACCGUCUUCAGAUACGUAGACGAUGUUGUGGAGGGCCGAGUUGCACCUGACAACACAAUAGGAAGAUAUUUGGCCGACACAAUGGCCGCAGUUCCAAGGGUUGCACCAGAUGCGUUCGAUAAACUAUUCAAUGACGGUGUCCAGGACGUUCUGCUGGUAUUAUACCUGGCCAACUUAACGAGGACACAGUUAACACUUGCUGAAAAGCUCAACACUGCUGCUCAAAUAGUAUAAGCGGCAAAAAGAGUAGACAUUACCGGGCAGUCUCAAAUGAUUCAUUGCUUCAGGUGUAACUCCUACCUGGCUGUUCCCAGUCUCGUCAAAUAUCAAGUCCUCAGACAGUCAAAUAUAUAAGUCCCCCUUGUUUGGGGAUGUCUCUUUUUCCAGAUGGAGUUUCUGUUUGUUGGGCAGGUUGUGCCGGAAGAGUUUUAAUUAGUAUACGGCUGAAGACCGAGUGCGAUGAUGUAGUUCAGAGAGAAAGUUCACAGAGUUGAAUGUAUUUUUAAGUUGGAAAACUCCUUCAGUAACGAUUCGUAUUCGAUCAUCUACUCACUUCUCUGGGGGCUGGAAGAGGAUUAGUCGGUGUUAUGGUACAAGGGGUUGAAUGAGCUGUUCUUGGUGAUGCGGGGUAGUAACUUUAGGCCACGCUGUUUUGAAUACUUCUGCAGGUAUUCUUCAUGGUAGGAGUUGUUAGACUGGCUUAUGUAAAUCGUCGUGUAGGUAGUCAAGUCCGGGUUUCCAGAUUGGAUGGGAUCUACUACUUUUGCCAUAUCAAAUCCUGUUUCAAGUGUUUGACUGCGACAAAUCGAAGCCUUCGGUGCAGUUAGGUGUUAUUAUGCCGAAUUGAAGUUGCUGGAAAUGAGGAGUACCUGAAGGUAUUAGUUAUGUUAGGUAAUCGAGUGCAUGCCACAAAAAUGGUCAGAUCAACAUCUGACCAUCUUUU